AUGCUCUUUAACUGGAAUGCUAAUAAGGAAGCUUACAACUUCUGGCGCGACAAAGUUAGAGCAAAGAUUAGAGACCCUAAACGACAGGAAGUCCUAGCUCCAGAGAUGCAGCCCCAUGCAUUCGGAUGCAAGCGAAUAUCAUUAGAAAACGGGUAUUUUGAGAUAUUCAAUGAACCUCAUGUUACUUUGGUGGAUGUCAAUUCAACUCCAGUACUCAAGGUGACUGAGAAAGGCAUCAGGACGACCGAAAAGGAAUGGGAAUUCGACUACAUCAUCUCUGCUACAGGAUAUGAUGCAUUCACCGGUGGCUUCAACGAAAUUGAUAUUCGUGGAAAGUCAGGACAGAAGCUCAAGGCUAAGUGGAAGCAAGGUGUUAGGACAUAUCUAGGCAUGGCCGUGUCUGGAUUCCCAAACCUAUUUUUCACCUAUGGGCCUCAAGCGCCAACGGCAUUCUGCAACGGCCCAACUUGCGCCGAGUUGCAAGGCGAAUGGAUCGUUAAGUUGAUGAAUUACACGCAGGGAAGAGGACUAAAGUUGAUCGAGGCACACGAACAGGCGGAAAAAGAUUGGGCCCAAGGCGUCAAAACGAUUGCGAACAUGUCGCUGUUGCCUACUACAAAAUCGUGGUAUAUGGGCGACAACAUCCCAGGGAAGAUCAGAGAACCGCUGGUAUAUCUUGGAGGGGUUCCGACCUAUUACAAAACGCUGAAUGAGAGUGCCGAACACGAAUAUGAGGGAUUUCAACUGGAUUGA
This is a messenger RNA of Cladophialophora bantiana CBS 173.52, 753 nucleotides long. RefSeq lists its product as uncharacterized. The transcript has 2 exons. Bases 1 to 753 code for a protein of 250 amino acids. The record is from RefSeq and is a predicted model, not a curated record. NCBI's taxonomy places the organism in Eukaryota, Fungi, Ascomycota, Eurotiomycetes, Chaetothyriales, Herpotrichiellaceae.